Molecule: messenger RNA, 11455 nt
Organism: Solea solea (common sole)
Lineage: Eukaryota; Metazoa; Chordata; Actinopteri; Pleuronectiformes; Soleidae
Product: voltage-dependent T-type calcium channel subunit alpha-1I-like
Exons: 38
Coding region: 936-7919 (2327 amino acids)
Biological process (GO): sodium ion transmembrane transport; membrane depolarization during action potential; neuronal action potential
Cellular component (GO): neuron projection; voltage-gated calcium channel complex; voltage-gated sodium channel complex
Molecular function (GO): voltage-gated sodium channel activity; low voltage-gated calcium channel activity
Source: RefSeq, a predicted model, not a curated record
AGGAGAAGAGAGCGUGACUCAGAGAUGGUCAGUCCCUGUUCAGUCAGUGUUCACAUCAAUUCUUUUCCACCAGGAUGGAACCACCCGCGGGUUCCGUCAAUGGUUUGCGCGCUGCGCCUGGCUUAAGCGGUGACUACAUGGACAAACUGUUGAAGCACCGGGGUUCCACAGCACAGCCGCAACAGGCAGGUGUAUUUUUAGCUGCUUCCCUUCUCCAGUGCUCGAUCAGGGCUUGAUGCAGAAAGUCGCACCAGUUGAGGAAUUUCCCGAGUUUGGAGAGACGAGCUGCGCAUCCAAGAAGACGCUGGUUUUAAAAACCAAGAGACGGCGAUAACUAUCAGUUCAUGUACUUCAAAUUCACUAAUAUUGGAGAACAUUGUGUGGGUCUACAGCUGCGAGGAUAAAGUGGAGAGAGGCAGAGAGAGCACAGGAGAUUUUGUUCACCCCCGCAUGUCUUCUCCUGCUCCGGCUGUAACCUCUCCAGGCUCCGGGGCGCAGCGCGUCACUCUGCGCCGAUGGAGAGCUUAUACUCUCUGGGUCAACUUGGAUACAGUUUGUGGUUGGACUUCUUGACUCGGUGAAUUGAAGAGAAGGGCUGAAUAUUGGGGAAAAAGAGCAAGAAGACGUGGAUUCCUGAGGCGCACCGUUGAUGUGCGCAGCUUUUUUUUUCUGUCAGAUUUUCUGUGCAACACCGGCAACUAAAUUGUUCAACAGGAAGACGAUGAUCCGGAGUGCUUUGAAAACCGGAUUCCUCCUGGUCGGAUAUUUGCUUCGGGUUUGAGAGGGAAACAGAGACGCAGCAGAAGCUCUGGAGUUACAGAGGAGAAGAAUUUUGGAAAGUGGACCUCACAUUUACGGAUUACCGGGGCUUUUUCUUCUCCUCAACAACUGCAGACGCGCUCUUCUUUAAUGUCUGAACAGACUGUUGCGUUGCCAUGACGAGCGAGGAGGAGGAGGGCCCCAGCGUUGCAACAUCCACAGCGGCGACCCCGUCAACGGCAACAAUCUCCAGGGUAACAGCAGCGACAACAGCCAGGGAGGAUGGCGGUGACGCCAUCACUUCCUCUUUCCCCCACAUAUGCUCCCCGUACCACCUCCCGUGUCCUGAGGAGAAAGAAGAGAAAGAGGAGGAAAUAGAGGAGGAAGGGAUUAUUCAAGAGGAAAGGAUCGAGAAAGUGGAGGAGGAGGAGGAAUGUGAGAGGGAGGAUGAUGAUGAAGAUGACGCCAGCAGUGACACCAGUGUGUUAGUGGUGCCUUACCCCGAGCUCGUACCUGUGGUCUUCUUCUGCCUCAAGCAAACGACCUGCCCUCGCAGCCUGUGCAUCCGCAUGGUCACCAGCCCGUGGUUCGAACGCGUCAGCAUGAUGGUGAUCCUGCUGAACUGUGUGACCCUGGGAAUGUACCAGCCCUGUGAGAACAUCGACUGCUCCUCUGACCAAUGCCAAGUUCUAUCGGCCUUUGAUGCUUUUAUCUACAUCUUCUUUGCUAUGGAGAUGGUUAUAAAGAUGGUCGCACUGGGAAUCUUUGGUCACCGCUGUUACCUCGGGGACACGUGGAACCGUCUGGAUUUCUUUAUCGUCAUGGCGGGGAUGAUUGAAUACUCUCUGGACCUGCAGAACAUCAACUUCACAGCCAUCAGAACAGUGAGAGUACUCCGGCCGCUGAAAGCAAUUAACAGGGUGCCAAGCAUGCGUAUCCUGGUGAACCUGCUGCUCGACACUCUCCCCAUGCUGGGCAACGUCCUCCUCCUCUGCUUCUUUGUCUUUUUCAUCUUUGGCAUCAUCGGGGUGCAGCUGUGGGCGGGGCUGCUGAGGAACAGAUGCUACCUGCAGGAGAACUUCACACUCACCACCGGCAUCAGUCUGCCUCGGCCGUACUACAUGGCCGACGAGGAUGACGAGCGGCCCUUCAUCUGCUCCCUGCCAGUCGACAACGGCAUCAUGUCCUGCUCUGACGUCCCUGCGCGCCGCGAGGGAGGGAAGUCCUGCUGCCUGGACAAAGACGACGUGCUGUACCGCCAGUCGCUGGGCCUGAGUCCCGAACCUCUGGUCAAUGGCAGCGUCAGUGUAGCCGGACUCUGUGUCAACUGGAACCAGUACUACACCAGGUGUCACACUGGAUACAGAAACCCCCACAAAGGAGCCAUCAACUUUGACAACAUCGCCUAUGCCUGGAUCGUCAUUUUCCAGGUGAUCACACUGGAGGGCUGGGUGGAGAUCAUGUACUAUGUGAUGGACGCACACUCGUUCUACAACUUCAUCUACUUCAUCUUACUCAUCAUCGUCGGCUCCUUCUUCAUGAUCAACCUGUGCCUGGUCGUCAUCGCCACCCAAUUCUCAGAGACCAAGCAGCGAGAGCAUCAGCUGAUGCAGGAGCAGCGAGCGCAGUUCUCAUCCUCCUCGACCCUCGCCAGUGAACCUGGAGACUGCUAUGAAGCCGUUUUCCAGCUGGUCUGCCACCUUCUCCGCAAGGCCAAGAGACAAACCAUCACCUUUUUCAACACCUUGCGAGGGAAACCACGGGGCUUCCGGGGAGUCGGUAGAGGAGGCGGAGGAAGGAGGGAGAGGAAGGCCAAUGGACGGGGAGGACGUGAGAGGAGAGCGAUGUUGAGGCACGGUCCACCCUGCCCUCACCAUAACAGACCUGACCACGCCUCAUCUGGACAACCCAUGGCCCUCACUGCCACUUCUGCAUCCGAUGGUUGCCAUCGAUGUGCUGCAGCCUUAUCGGUCGCCGACGGCGUUGGACCACUACGCAGUGCAGCCGGUGGGGAAUCGGAGGAGGCGGCGGUGGAGGAAACCGACAGGGAGGGGGCAAACGACAAGAACGAGUGCACAAAGAGCCAAGACGGCACAGGGAGCAGUGGAUGCUGUCGUCCCAAGAAGCGAUGCGAUGAGCUGUGGUACCACGUUAGGAUGAAGCUGUGGAACAUUGUGGAGAGCAAGUACUUUAACCGAGGCAUCAUGAUUGCCAUCCUUAUCAACACCAUCAGUAUGGGCAUCGAACACCAUGAGCAGCCAGAGGAGCUCACCAAUGUUUUGGAGAUCUGCAACAUCGUCUUCACCAGCAUGUUCUCCCUGGAGAUGAUCCUCAAACUCACAGCUUUUGGUUCGUUCAGCUACCUGCGAAAUCCCUAUAACGUGUUUGAUGGAGUGAUCGUCAUCAUAAGUGUGUGUGAGAUUGUCGGCCAGUCUGACGGCGGCUUGUCAGUGCUGAGGACCUUCAGGUUGCUGAGGGUGCUGAAGCUGGUGAGGUUCAUGCCUGCUCUGAGGAGACAGCUGGUGGUCCUCAUGAAGACCAUGGACAAUGUGGCCACCUUCUGCAUGCUGCUCAUGCUCUUCAUCUUCAUCUUCAGUAUCUUGGGGAUGCACAUCUUUGGUUGUAAGUUUAGUCUGAAGACGGAGACUGGUGACACAGUACCAGAUAGGAAAAAUUUUGACUCCCUCUUAUGGGCCAUUGUCACAGUUUUCCAGAUUCUGACCCAGGAAGACUGGAACGUGGUUUUGUACAACGGUAUGGCAGCUACUUCACCAUUUGCAGCCCUUUACUUUGUGGCCCUGAUGACCUUUGGAAACUACGUCCUCUUCAACCUGCUGGUCGCCAUUUUGGUUGAAGGCUUUCAGGCAGAGGGUGAUGCUAAUCGUUCUUAUUCAGACGAUGACCGGUCUUCUUCCAACUUUGACGAAAGUGAGAGACACGACUCCAUAAAGCUGUCUGACCCAAGGAUCUGUACCUUGACGCCUAACGGCCACCUGGAGCUUGGGGCUCUUUCUGGAACCAGGGGGUCCUAUUCCUCGGAGAGGCGGAGCUUCACCAUGGAGUCCAGGAAGAGCAGCAUGAUGAGCCUGGGCAAGAGCAGCCUGGAGAGACGCUCCCUCUCUCUGCGUCAUGGGCGUAGUUCCAACUAUCACAACUGGGGGCGCCCUUACCAUCCACAGUCUGCAUGGAGCCGCAGGUCUAGCUCCAACAGCCUAGGCCGGAGGAGCUACAGGUUUGGUGGUGCUCCUCUUGUCGGUGGCAGCCUCCGUGUGCACAGCACCCGCAGCCCCCACUCCCACACCUAUGCCGCCGAGCAGGAGUCCCUUCUCUCCCAUCCACCGCACUCCCAUCAUCCUCUACUGCCUCAUCAUCCACCUCCACCCCCGCUGUUUCUCUCGAGGCACUCUGCUGCGAGGAUGGAUCGACGAGCUCUUUCCCUGGAGCUGCCAGAGCUGCUGCGGGCAGGCGGACAGGCCCCGGGCCCUCCUCCUGUUCAUCCAGACCCUGGAAGGAGGAAUGGGUCGGGGGCAGGGGGAUCCAUCACCGGAGGGUCUGGGCUUAGUAGUGGCUUAGGAGUGGACCACCGAGACUGUAAUGGCAAAGCAUCGGGGCCCCUCAUCCAGCUCAUGACUGAGGUUUUCCCUCAAGUCAAUGCACGCAAGGACAGAACAGACCUUGAUGAAGAGACGGACUAUAGUCUGUGCUUCCGUGUCCAGAAGAUGACGGAGGUGUACAAGCCAGACUGGUGUGAAUCCAGAGAGGCGUGGUCUGUUUAUCUGUUCUCACCACAGAACAAGUUCAGAAUUCUCUGCCAGUCCAUCAUUGCCCAUAAGCUUUUUGACUAUGUGGUCCUGGCUUUCAUCUUUCUCAACUGCAUCACCGUGGCUCUGGAGAGACCCAGGAUUCUGCAGGGAAGCCUGGAACGACUGUUUCUCACCGUUUCCAACUACAUCUUUACGGCCAUUUUUGUUACAGAGAUGACUGUCAAGGUGGUGUCCAUGGGUCUCUACCUGGGUGAGAAGGCCUAUCUGAGGAGCAGCUGGAACAUUCUAGACGGUUUCCUGGUCUUCGUCUCUUUGAUAGACAUCGUGGUGUCCAUGGCGGGUGGAGCUAAGAUCCUGGGGGUGCUGCGCGUUCUCAGGCUGCUCAGAACAUUGCGUCCUCUCAGGGUGAUCAGCCGGGCUCCAGGGUUAAAGCUGGUAGUUGAGACGCUCAUCACGUCCCUCAAGCCAAUCGGCAACAUCGUCCUCAUCUGCUGCGCCUUCUUCAUCAUCUUUGGCAUCCUUGGUGUCCAGCUCUUCAAAGGAAAGUUCUUCUACUGCGUGGGCUUCGACGUGAAGAACAUCACUAACAAAUCCGACUGUCUGGCUGCUAACUAUCGAUGGAUUCACCACAAAUACAACUUUGACAACCUCGGACAGGCUCUGAUGUCCUUGUUUGUGCUGGCCUCCAAAGAUGGAUGGGUUAACAUCAUGUACCAUGGUCUGGAUGCUGUGGGGAUCGACCAGCAGCCUCUGACCAACAACAAUCCCUGGAUGCUGCUUUACUUCAUCUCCUUCCUCCUGAUCGUCAGCUUCUUCGUCCUCAAUAUGUUCGUGGGCGUGGUGGUGGAGAACUUCCAUAAGUGUCGGCAGCACCAGGAGGUGGAGGAGGCCAAGCGGCGCGAGGAGAAGCGCCAGCGCCGCAUGGAGAAGAAAAGGAGAAAGGCCCAGAAGCUGCCUUACUAUGCAUCUUACGGCCGCGCCCGCUUGGCGAUCCACACGCUGUGCACCAGCCACUAUCUGGAUUUAGUCAUCACCUUCAUCAUCUGCAUCAACGUCAUCACCAUGUCCCUGGAGCACUACAGCCAGCCACAGUCUUUGGAGACAACGCUCAAGUACUGCAACUACUUCUUCACCUCCACCUUCGUGAUUGAAGCCACCCUGAAAUUGGUUGCCUUCGGGUUCCGACGCUUCUUCAAAGACAGGUGGAACCAGUUGGACCUGGCCAUUGUGCUGCUGUCAGUGAUGGGCAUCACUCUGGAAGAGAUUGAGAUCAACGCCUCCCUCCCAAUCAACCCCACAAUCAUCAGGAUCAUGAGGGUGCUCAGAAUUGCACGAGUGUUGAAGUUGUUGAAGAUGGCGACGGGGAUGAGAGCGCUGCUUGACACAGUGGUCCAGGCUCUUCCUCAGGUGGGAAAUCUGGGUCUGCUCUUCAUGUUGCUGUUCUUCAUCUACGCUGCUCUGGGAGUGGAGCUGUUUGGAGAGCUGGUGUGUAACGCUGACUACCCAUGUGAGGGAAUGAGCCGCCACGCCACCUUUGAAAACUUCGGAAUGGCCUUCCUCACGCUCUUCCAGGUUUCCACCGGUGACAACUGGAAUGGCAUCAUGAAGGACACACUGAGGGAGUGUCCACCGGGCCGCCCGGGCGGUGACUACGGCUGCCACCCUGGACUACAGUUCAUCUCUCCGUUGUACUUCGUGUCCUUCGUGCUCACGGCUCAGUUCGUCCUGAUAAACGUGGUGGUGGCCGUGCUCAUGAAGCAUCUGGACGAUUCCAACAAGGAGGCGCAGGAGGACGCCGAGAUGGACGCCGAGAUCGAGCUGGAGCUGGCUCAGGGAGGCCUCUGCUGCAUGAUGGGAAACAUCGGAGCCAUCGCCGGGGCCACGGGUGGCGCCGCGGGCGGGCCAGGCGUGGGCGGAAUGGUCUCCGGUGCUCCGAUUGCAGCGGGGACAGUCGGCGGUCCGGGUGGUUUGGUGAUCGCACCGCUGCGAGAGGGAGGAGAAGGUGGCGCGGCUCAUGACGGACGCACGCAUCAUCAGUGUCGGCUCUAUUCUCCAGCACAGGAGAGCCAGUGGUUGGACAGUGUGUCUCUGCUUAUUAAGGACUCAUUGGAAGGAGACAUGAUUGACAACCUCUCCGGUUCAGUUUUCCACCACUACUGUUCUCCUCCUGUCUGUAAGGACUGCAAGAGUCACCCACAAGAGAUCCGACUGGCGGAGGUGGAGCAGGCGUCUCUCAUGUCGGAGCAGCUGUCAGACAAGUCAUCGUCUCCAGCGCUGCCUGAUGACCUCAGCCUUGAUGAACACAGCAACUACCAGCUGCUGGUCAGAGACAGCCAGAUGGGCAGCAGUGACUCCCACAGUUCAGAGGAGCUGUCCACUCAGGUGGGCUACAGAGGGCUUCGUCCAUCCAGUUCUGGGAGUGAGGACGGGGUCCGGGAGUUGUUUGAGGUGGGCGUCCAUCAUCAGGUGAACCCUCCUUUGUUGGAGCAGAGGAGUCCCGCACAUGUUACAGAUAAUGAUGGAGAAAGCUGCUGUGGAGGUGGUGGCAGGUCUUCGCCUCUCUUCCAUCUACCAGCAGACUUCUUUCAUCCAGCUGCCGCAGCUCAUCCAGGGAGUCCUGGGAACAGUGUUGGCCCAGGAGACAGAGGGCCGUCAAUGUUGGCCUCCCCAGCCUCGUGGGCCUCCCUACGCUCACCGGGAGCCAACAGCAGACCCCUGAGCUCUCAGCACCCAUCCCACAGUGACUCCUCCCUGGCCACGGGCAGUUCGGAGGGUAGCCUGCAGACCACUCUAGAGGAGGGUCUCAGCUUCAGCGUCUCCCCGCACCGGGACCUGGACCUCCCAGUGCCUCUCCUCUGCCCUCUACCCACCCACCACUUACAUCCCCAGGAACCAGUCUCAGGAGACCAGGGCAAUGCUUUAGUUAAGAGACGCAGUAAUACUGUUUCCCUCAAAGCCACCAGGGGGCACCAGAGGAGCCAAAGCAGCUGUGGAGGUGGCAGCACCAGCCCAGGCUGUCCCCGCCAAGACUCCAUGGACCCUUCGGAUGAGGAUGUGGGUACUGGGACAGGUGGAGAUAGCUGCCGCCAGACUUUUAACAGUGAACACUUAUCAGAAACACUGAUCAGCCUCUCACUGACGUCUCUGCUCACGCCCGGUUCUCUGGCACCCCAGUUGAUCAAGAAAUGUAACAGCACAGGUUCUCUGGACCAAACCAAUCUGUCCACGCGGAGUAAAGAUGGACGCCACGUCUAUGGUGUAGAUGCUCAUGGUUACUUGUCCCAUCCCUGGACGGAAGGAAGGGCAAGAGGCACAGAGGAAGACAGUGAUGUAACAGGUUUCAACAUGGAAAGCAGCAGCCAACCCACAGACACAACCUCGAGGAAGAAUAGAUGAAAACACUUGUCCGUCUGUCUGUAGUUGACCUAUUUAUCAAUUUGCAUUCCUGGAUCGUCCGGACCUUGAGAGUAGAACUGGGAGAGACAUGUGAAAUUGUCCUGUGAAACCAUUUCUGGAAUUCUCUCGUCUUUCAGUCGUCUGUUCUCUCUCUCUUCUUGGAUGUGGCUGCUCGGGAUCAGUCGUUUCUCACAAAAAAAAUCUCCUCUGAGAUUGGACAUCCUCCCCUUUCCACAGGAUGUGUGUUUUCAGUAUGAAGGGACUUAACAAUAAUGACAAGAGGCUUAGCCUUUUAGAGUUACCAGGAGUCAGCCUGGCAGUCCAGAGCUUCACAUUUGAGCCAUGCUGAAAUGCAAAAUAUUUGGAAAGCCAUUGGAGGGGCGGGACUGGAAACCUGCAGUGAUGGACAAACAUUUCUGAAAGUGAUGUUAUUUUGAUGAAACUGCAAAAAAAUAAUGUAAUUUUCUCUAAGGAACAGGGCUUGUUUGACCCACCGUGCCGUCAACCUUUGUGCAAAAACAGUGUUGUUAGUAUUGAAAAGAUGGCUAACCCUGAUGUUUCUUUUGAGGAAGAACUGAACUUUGUACAGUUGUUUCUUGUUUGUUUGUUUGUUUUGUCUGUUUUGUCUGUUUUGUCAAAUCCAUCAGUAAAAGUAGCAUCAACCUUUUUAGCAGAUUGGGUGGGUAAAAGAAUAUCAGAAAAGGAAAAAUACAUUUUCCGUGUUCUUUUCCAACUUCGGUGUACUGAAGUUGACCGAAUGUAGACAUGUCUGUCUCCGUUCUCCGAGAGGGAGCCCAGGAAAGAGCGAGCAGCCUGAUAGUCUGAAAAUUGACAAAAGGGCCUCUUUGAAUAGAAGGAAUGGAAAUGUGAAUGCUGCUGAGAAUACAUGUGGGUUGUUAGUGGAAGUGUUGGCCACUUUGAGAGUGGACCCUAUGUGCUUUCUACUUCCCCAUGAAAGGGCUAAAAUGUAUUGAGUGCAGACCUGGGCCAAAUUCUAUUGUCAAAAAAUGAUUUGCUAUGUAAAACAGCAUUUGAAAGUGUCUUUAAAAAACAAAAAAAAGGUGUGCCCAUUAUUUUUAAAGACCUUUUCUGAUGGUAACAAGGCAAAUGUGUCAUAGAGAUGUCUUGUAAGACAUAUCAGACAGAUUAGUGAGAAUAAAAUAUAAUAUUUGUCCUGUAUUUAACCAUUUUAAACAGAAAAAUAAUUAAGUGUUCAGUAAAAAACAUUCUCAGCCUCCAUGAUAAGUAGGUUUUCUACGGGUCAAAAUUACACUUACUUAAAAGAGGGGAUAAAUAGAAUAUUUCACAGUACAAUACAAAUGUAUUUUCCAAAUUUCCCUCGCUCAUUCCUUUGUGCAGCUCACAUGCAGCAUUUUUAUCAGGCAGAUGCUGAAUUUGUCUUCCUAUAGAUAAGUGACUGGACUUGUUUAAGUUUUCUUGAAGUUUCCCUCUUGUCUGAGAGGCUUCUUCAGUUCAAACUGACUGGUGGCAAUGCCCAGAUAUUUACCCUUUGACAGUUUGCUCCAUGAAAACUCAAGAAAGUCUGAAGAAUAUGAAGAAACCAUAACUUGGAUGAGUAUGGACCUUUACAAACAUCUUCCUCAAAGAUACUUCCUUUUUACCAAUUCACAAUGAUCCUGGCAAUUUAAAAAUCACAGUGGCACAAUGGCACUCAUGCUAAUAUAAGUGCUAAAACAAAUCCCACUGUUAAGGGCAGCCAAAACCAUGCCAAGACAACACGUGGCCAGGCUGCUAAAUAUUGUUCUGGUAGGCAGACAACAAAACUAUGUAGCCUAUGUAAAGUAUAUGUAAGCAUGUUAAAAGUCCACUUAGCAAUGCUAACACUAGCACAAGUUUGGCUACGUCCAGCACCAUAACACAACUCACCUCAUGUAAACAAACCAAGGAGGCACUUUGUUUUUCCUGUCUACACAUACACUGUGAAAGUCUUCACCCUGGCUGGAGUUUUCCAAAAUUUCCGAAAAACCUAACCCACGGUUUCUGUGUGUUUAAAAUCCAAAACCCACAGUUUAAGCUAGGCUUUCAAAAAUACCAGCCUACAUGUGGACUGGGCCUAGUUAAAGCUAAUGUUAGCUGCUUUGGUUAGCUUUGUCACCUGUGGAGGAACAGUAUAUAAUUUAUGAAGGUAAGAUUACAACUUUAUUUACGUUGGAGUGCUUCCUUUUUAGCUAACAUCAAGCUGUCUCAAGCUUUUCCUCUUGUUAAAUUUGCCAAAAUAUACUAACACUUGCUAUUCGCGUUAUAUAUAUAGAAAGAUACCAAUGUUAAAGGUUGCUAAGGUUCGUAUGGUCACCUUACCAUCAGAAUACCUGGGAUUGGGAGUGGGAUUUUGUUUUCUUUCUGCUUUAAACCCAAAUAAUUAUUUGACUCAGGUCUGCUUGACUGUAGCAAGAUAUUAGAACUUCACCUGAGACUGUGGCAAGUUGGUGUAAUCUGUCAUUUUGACCAAACGUAAUGAGCUGUCAUUAUGAUAUAGUUAUAAUCUUUAACAUCUACUGUAGGUACAGUUGGACCUUUAUGCACUUCAUAGAGGUAAAUAUACUAGAGCCUGACAAAUGUGUUCUUUUUUUGAACGAUAUUGAUAAUGAGUAAAAAAAAGCAGAGUGGUUAUAAAACCCUUAAUAGCUCCCUUCCAUUAUCUAUACUACUUAUAUGAUAAUUGGAUGGUGAGCUGGAACUAUCAUAGGUGAUAUAAAUGUAAUUAUAAAGAACUGUAAAUGAAGAGAAAACACAAACACAUAGUAUUCAAAUUAAGCAAAUCAACUUAAUGUUUGAGAUAAAAUGUAUGUAAAACAUAUUUUCCACAUUGUAAACAUCUGAAAAACAAAUCAUAGCAAUAAUAAUAAUAAUAAUAACAUAAAUGACACGGUUUCAAAUUGUGUUUUGCUGCAUUGUUUAUUCUGAACAACACAAGUUUUUGAAAGGCUCAUACGGGCCCAAUUUUUAUUACUGAACCGAUAAAUUGGUCAGGCUCUAGCAUAAACAAUAAAUAUGUACAUGUCGCGUGCACAAACAGCCACACACAAAGAUGUCACUGUCAAAAACACUGCAGCGCGUCUCUGUCUGCAGCUGUGAGACAAGACAGAAAAGACACCUCGGUGUUUAUUUGACACUUUGUCAUCAUUCUUAUUCUCAUUGACUUACAUUAUCUCCCUUUCGCAGGGAAUCCAGAGUAUAAAAUGACUAUUGACGACCCUCCUCUAUUUGAGAUAUGCAAUAUGCUACAGUAGAUGUACAGAUAGAUGUAUGAGACUCGUAUAGAUAGGCAAUAUGGUGAGAGAAGAUUAUAUUUAUGAAUUCAUGUGUUAGAAUAAAAUGUCACAGAGAUUCAAAGGUCACUGAAAGGAUGAUGAUGUAUUCAUGUAUUCUACAGUGUUGGCGUGUGUGUUUUCUCUUUUUCCCCUUCCAUCUCCCCAGCCUGAUUUUCUUCCUCCAAAAUGCAUGUGGGUUUGUAUUUUUUCCCCUGUUUUCUUAAUGUCAUUCUAGUGUCAUAUAAAAGUGAGAUAGAUUUUCAA